UCAGCUGAGUUCUGUCAAGUCUAAAAUCCCAAGUCUGAAAUCCAACUUGGGGAUGUUGUUUACUGACAAACUUCUUAGCUAGUAUAUAGAAUCACAGUCAGUUUUCAUUAACCGCCCAUCGUUCCAUUGUUGCGGUCGUCUAAAAUACUCAUCGAAACAAUGACUGAGGCAUUGAAACCAGUUUUUAGUUACAUUGAUAGCAACAAGGACAAGUUUAUUAAAAAUUUGAAUGAAGCUGUUGCCAUCAAAUCGGUUUCUGCAUGGCCAGAGACUCGCCCUGAGAUUUUCAAAAUGGUUAAGUGGGUUGCAGCCAAGCUUGAGGAUCUUGGAGCCACAACAGAGCUGAAAGAUGUUGGCAAGCAGAAAUUGCAUGAUGGGAGUAUUUUAGAUCUGCCACCUGUUCUGUUUGGCAAACUUGGGAAUGACCCCAGCAAGAAAACUGUGAUGGUGUAUGGCCAUCUAGAUGUUCAACCAGCACUAAAGGAAGAUGGGUGGGAUACAGAUCCGUUUGUAUUGACAGAAGUUAAUGAAAAACUGUAUGGUCGAGGAUCUACUGAUGACAAAGGACCAGUGCUUGGUUGGAUUCAUGCUAUUGAAGCCUUCCAACAAACUGGCCAAGACUUGCCAAUCAACAUUAAGUUUUGCUUUGAAGGCAUGGAAGAGUCAGGAAGUGAAGGUCUAGAAGAACUAUUGCACAAGGAAAAGGAUGGAUUUAUGAGUGGGGUUGAUUACGUUUGUAUUUCCGAUAAUUACUGGCUCGGUAAAAACAAACCAUGCCUGACCUACGGUCUUCGUGGCCUUUGCUAUUUUGAAAUUGAAGUGGCUUGUGCAGAAAAAGACCUCCAUAGUGGUGUUUUCGGUGGUUCAGUACACGAAGCAAUGGCCGAUUUGAUCUAUAUGAUGAAUACUUUGGUAAACAACAAGGGGGAAAUCUUGGUUCCUGGAAUCAUGGAUGAUGUUGUUCCCGUCACUGAUGAAGAAUUGGCAACUUACACCACAAUUGAUUUUGAUCUGGAACAUUACAAGAAGGACAUUGGUUGCAAACAUUUGUUACACAAAACCGACAAGUCAAAAACGCUCAUGCACCGAUGGCGUUUCCCUGCUCUCUCGUUGCAUGGAAUUCAAGGAGCGUUUAGCGAACCAGGAGCAAAAACUGUUAUACCAAGGAAAGUUUCUGGCAAAUUUUCCAUUCGUAUUGUCCCUAAUCAAACCCCUGAGAAGGUAAAUAAGGUGGUAAACGAUUAUCUCAACGAGAUGUGGAAGCUGCGCGAAAGUCCCAAUGAAAUGAAGGUGAUCAAUCAUCAUAGUGGAAAGCCAUGGAUGGCAGAUCCCUUCCACCCUCAUUAUCUGGCUGGUCAGAAAGCACUUGAAGAAGUUUAUGGAUGCAAGCCUGACCUUACACGCGAAGGAGGAUCUAUUCCGAUAACUUUAACGUUUCAGGAGGUGACGGGCAAAAGCGUGAUGCUGCUGCCGAUGGGUGCCGCGGACGAUGGUGCCCAUUCCCAAAACGAGAAAAUUGAUAUCCGUAACUACAUCGAAGGGACCAAAUCAUUGGCUGCAUAUCUGUACCAUGUUGCUCAUUGAUAAAAAAACUGAUCUAUGAUAUCGAAACUAAUCCCACCAUCCUAUGUUACAACAAUCUUCCACCAGUUUGUUUAGCUGUUGAUUGCUGUUUUCUUGUUUUCUGAUAAUAUUUCAAUGGAAUUUAGUAACACGUUUUUUAUACGGUGUGGGUGAUAAUGUAGUGAAUUCGAUAAAUAAAA
This is a messenger RNA of Daphnia carinata, 1763 nucleotides long. RefSeq names its product cytosolic non-specific dipeptidase-like (gene Cndp2). The record is from RefSeq and is a predicted model, not a curated record. Gene Ontology annotation, biological process: proteolysis. The transcript has 9 exons. Gene Ontology annotation, molecular function: metallodipeptidase activity. The coding region runs from base 160 to 1584 and encodes 474 amino acids. NCBI's taxonomy places the organism in Eukaryota, Metazoa, Arthropoda, Branchiopoda, Diplostraca, Daphniidae.